Messenger RNA from Leucoraja erinaceus (little skate), 7711 nucleotides. RefSeq names its product HNF1 homeobox Ba (gene hnf1ba). Gene Ontology annotation, molecular function: DNA-binding transcription factor activity, RNA polymerase II-specific; RNA polymerase II cis-regulatory region sequence-specific DNA binding. Lineage: Eukaryota; Metazoa; Chordata; Chondrichthyes; Rajiformes; Rajidae. The coding region runs from base 628 to 2433 and encodes 601 amino acids. Gene Ontology annotation, biological process: regulation of transcription by RNA polymerase II; pancreas development; positive regulation of DNA-templated transcription. The record is from RefSeq and is a predicted model, not a curated record. Gene Ontology annotation, cellular component: nucleus. The transcript has 10 exons.
GUGCUAUAAGCGUUUAUUUCCCUUUAAACUCAUACUUGAUUUUUGUUUCCUAGCUGAGCCGCUUUAGUUUAAGUGUAAACUCCACUUAAAAUGCUCGGUAUAAAUAGUUUUUUUCAACUACCUCUCUUUCAAUAAAAUGGCUCUGUCCUUUUUUACGCUCGGGAAAUAAAACAGCGGCGGCUUGCAGAGUAAUCUGUUCGGCUCCUGCAUUGGCGGACUCUGGACUUUAUUCUGACUCGGUCCAAAGUUCAGAGUUUUGUAGGUACUAAUCGAUAAAUAGCGGCCAAUAAAAUGAGCCUCUGUCAAAUGUAAACACAGCGAGCCGGGUUGACAUCGGCGCGGCUCCUCCAACGCGCUCUCGUCAGCCUCGCUAUAUUUGCAUAUUGCUAAGCCUUUUUUCUCCCCCCACUAAGACUUCCCGCCGAUUUGCAUAUUCUUAUAUUCUCUCCCCAAAGAAUGAUCAUGGCAGUUUAGUGCUCCACGAAGCGGCCUCUCUGGAUUUUUCUUUUUCAAGAUUAGCUGCUUCUGCAAGAAAUAUUUUUUCAUGUUCAGGGGACAAGUGGUUGCAGAGGAUCCCAUUGGUCUGCGCGCAAAUAUAUUUUCUAAAAAGUCUGAUUUAUUUAAAAGAUGGUGUCGAAAUUGACAUCCCUCCAACAGGAGCUUUUGAGCGCUUUGCUCAGCUCCGGUGUCUCCAAAGAUGUUUUGAUUCAGGCGCUGGAAGACCUGGAACCCUCGCCAAGUUUCGAGGUGAAGUUGGAGAACUUGCCCGCGUCCCCGCUCAAGAUAAACGGGCCGGGCUCGGAGGCUAAAGCCGUGUUCCACACGCUGACCAACGGCCACGGCAAAGGCAAGCUGUCCGGCGACGAGGGCUCGGAAGACGGCGAGGAGUAUGACACACCUCAGAUCAUCAAAGAGCUGGAGUCGCUCAACACGGAGGAAGCGGCGGAACAGAGAGCCGAAGUGGACAGAAUGUUGAGGGAAGACCCGUGGCGGGCGGCGAAGAUGAUUAAAGGCUACAUGCAGCAACAUAACAUCCCACAGCGGGAAGUGGUGGACGUGACCGGCCUCAAUCAGAGUCACCUAUCGCAGCACCUCAACAAGGGAACCCCCAUGAAGAACCAGAAGCGGGCGGCCCUCUACACCUGGUACAUCAGGAAACAGCAGGAGAUCCAGCGACAAUUCAACCAGACUAUCCAGAAUACUGGAAACAAUAUGACAGACAAAAGCAGGCCAGAUCAGCUGCUGUUUCUCUUUCCAGAGUUCAAUCAGCAAGACCAGGCCUCGGGGCAGGCUGAGGAGGUGGGAACUGAACCUGCCAACAAGAAGAUGCGUCGCAACAGGUUUAAAUGGGGGCCAGCAUCCCAACAAAUUUUAUACCAGGCUUAUGAAAGGCAGAAGAAUCCCAGCAAGGAGGAGCGCGAGGCAUUAGUGGAGGAAUGCAACAGAGCUGAAUGUAUACAGCGUGGCGUAUCGCCUUCCAAAGCGCAGGGAUUGGGAUCCAAUCUGGUUACGGAGGUGAGAGUGUACAACUGGUUUGCCAACCGAAGGAAGGAGGAGGCGUUCCGGCAGAAGCUAGCUAUGGAUGCGUACAGUGUUCAAACACACAGCAUGAAUCCGCUGUUAUCGCACAGCUCUCCGCACCACCCGCCCAACUCCUCGCCCUCAAGUAAGCACGGCCACCCGCUGCCCGGCAUCUUCCUUCAUGAAGGAAGUCAAGGUGCUCUUGGCUAUGAUCAUCUCCACAACCAUCAGUGCCCCACCAUGGCCAGCUGGCAGGAGAUGCUGUUCAGUCAGGGAGUUCGAUACGGCCAGCAAGGUGCCAACGAGGCCCCCUCUUCCACGGCAAUCAGUCACCACGGCAACAGCGCCAUGGUGACGAGCCAAACGGUGCUGCAGCAGGUCUCGCCGGCAAACCUGGACCCGGGCCACAAUCUGCUGUCGCCCGACGGUAAGAUGAUAACGGCUGUAGGCGGAGCCCUGCCUCCUGUGAGCACCUUGACAAACAUCCACAGCCUGUCCCAGACGCAACAUCACAACCACCAACAAACGCAAAACCUCAUCAUCAACCCGCUCUCUGGAGUCAUGGCAAUCGCACAGAGUAUAAGCACAUCGCAAGGGCAGAGUGUGCCUGUGAUCAACAGCGUGACGGCGGGCAGCUUGGCAGCGUUGCAGCCGGUACAGUUCUCCCAGCCGCUACACAGUCCGCACCAGCAGCCCAUCAUGCAGCAAGCGCAGGCUCAUCUGUCACAGCAACCCUUCAUGGCCACCGUCACACAGCUACAAAACUCACACAUGUACGCACACAAGCCCGACCCUCCUCAGUAUUCCCACACCGCACGGUUCCCAUCGACAAUGGUGGUGGCGGACACAGGAAGUAUCAGUGCGCUAGCGAGCAUGUCCUCCAGCAAACAGUGCCCGCUACAAGCCUGGUGAGUCUCCGCACCCUCCCAGUCCGCUAAUCGGGAGAAAAAAACAACAACAACGUUCAAAAAAACAAAACGGUUUUUCACAACAGCUCUCUGGAAUCCACGGCGACCCGGAGAGAUACUCACCGAGAGAGCCAGUAGACAGAGCACAGCAAGCCCAGCCUCCGCAGUGACUCAUCCCUCCGCACACUGACGGAGAACAAGGCGACACAAACUAGAGUUUAAAGUACCUUCUAGGGCAGCCUUGUCCCGUCGACCAAAAAGCACCCUGUUUCAGAUCAGGACACGGUUUGCACAGGUCAACCAUGAGAACAAAAAAGUUUCAAAAGUUUCAACAACAAAAAAAAUUUGAUUUCUCUUUUGUCAAAUGAAAGGAUACAAAAAAAUUUGCAGAGAAACACUGUUUAUCUGUUACUGGAAGAUUGUAGGACUAAGUCAAAAACUUUGGUUAAAUCAGAAACUGUGAACUUUAAAUGAAGACGGAUCACAGUGAAAUGCUAAAGGUGGAAGUGUGCAGAAGAAUCUUCAUUGUUCUGAUCAACAUUCCAAGUUUCCAAGAUUGCCAAUGAGGAAAACAGAAUCAACCAACUGGAUCUCAAAUGUGUGAACUGUACCGACACCUUCUGAAGUUUUGGAGAGUCAGACUGACGUACCUGGGACCACAGUUCAAUGUAAUACCCGCGUCUCAGUUUGGUCGCAAUGAAUUGACUCAAAGAGGAAUCCAUUUGACCGGGGACUUGGUGGCAUCGAACUUCACCAUUUGAAUUCUUUAGGGCGAUGCAAUGCCCGUUGAGGAUUUGCAAUGAAAGCAAUCAAUUAGAGAUUGUAGCUUCAUCCUGACUUGAUUAUUCCAGAUUACGUUUCUUCAUAAAUGGCGAGUGUUUCCAAUUUUAAUAUAUGUGAAAUUUGGAUGGGGAGGUGGACAGUGUUGAGGGCAGUGCAGUGUUGGGAAGUGUAGAUUUCCACACCUGGAGGUCAGUCCCUGCCUGCGUGAUAUGUAGUGUCCAAGCCUCGACUCCAAUGCAUUUCCAUUCACCAGUGGUCGAGAAUUACAUCAGUUGCUUGCGCCGCCCCUAAUGGUGUGGCUCUUAACAUUUCAUUAUGUUCCAAGUGUACUUGCAUCUCCUUGCCUUGACUCCCAACAUCAGCCAGCGUAAAGUCCAACCCAGACGGAUGGAUCGAGUCACCUCUAUGUGCUUCCAAAGCCAUUUAAAUGCAUUUUAAUCUGACAUUUGCCAGGUCAUGGACACAAAAUGCUGGAGUAACUCCACGGGACAGGCAGCUUCAUCUGGAGAGAAGGAAUGGGUGACGAUUCGGGUCGAGACCCUUCUUUGGACUCCCCUUCAGACUCCCUUCAGACUCUGAAGAAGGGUCUUGACCCGAAACGUCACCCCUUCAUUCUAUCCAGAGAUGCUGCCUGUCCCGCUGAGUUACUCCAGCAUUUUGCGUCUCUCUUCGGUGUAAACCAGCAUCUGCAGUUCCUUCCGAGGGUCAUACAUUGGUGGGAUUGGUGGGACUUUUUCUCUCUGAAAAGGGGCGGCACGGUGGCCCUGGCGGUAGAGUCACUGCCUUUCCGCCACAGAGACCCGGGUUUGAUCCUGACUACAAACAUUGUCUGUAUGGAGUUUAUACUUUCUCCCUGUGACCACGUGGGUUUUCUCCUGGUGCUCCGGUUUCCUUCCACACUCUUAAGACGUAUAGGUUUGUAAGUUAUUGGCUUUGAUAAACAUUGUAGAACUGUCUCUAGUGUGUAGAGUAGUACUGGUGUACGGUGUGAUUACUGGUCGGCACGGACUCCAGGGGACAAACGGCCUGGAUCUAUAAAGUCUAAAGUCUAAAAGUCUAAAUGAUUCUCGAUUCAAUCAACUAUUUUUUCUCCAGUAUCAUCGAUGCUGUUAAACAUAAUUGCCCAGCCUUUAUUUAAAUCAAUUUCAACAUCUGUGGGGUGGCUGUCAAGUGAAUCAAAGCAGUGGCUGAUCCUUGAAUCCAGAUGUUGUAAUGCAGAUGUGGCAGGACUUGGUGGUAUUGAGGUUGGACCCAGCCUGAAAUUUCCUUUCAAUCUAUGAAGUAAUUAGUGGUGCAAUGUAGUGGAAUCAGUGCUCCAGACUUUAUUUCCAAAAUCUGGUUUAGUGGGCUCCAACGGAAGUGGAGGACGGUGUAAAUAAUUGCCUUUUUAUUGCCUUUUAUCCUUCUAUCAGCCCGACCUCCUCCAGUUACAUUCAGCUUGAAAACUGCACAAAGAAGAUGAUUUAGUUUAGUUUAGACAUACAAGGUGGCAACAAACCCAUCAGCCCACCGGGUCCACGUCGACCAGCGAUCCCCGCACAUCAACACUAUCUCACACACACUAGGGACAAAUACAUUUUUUUUACCAAAGCCAAUUGAUCUACAAACCCACGGGACUUCGGGAUGUGGGAGGAAACCAGAGCACCCGGACAAAACCCACGCAGGUCACGGGGAGAACGUACACACUCCAUACAGACAGCACCCGUAGUCAGGAUCGAACCCUGAACGGGUCGAAGGCAGCAACUUUGAUGCACAGAGUCUCUUGCCCAGAGUAGGGAAAUCGGGAACCAGAGGACAUAGGUUCAAGGAGAAGGGGAAAAGAUUGAAUAGGAAUCCAAUGGGUAGCCCUUUCACACAAAGGGUGGUGGGACAAGCUGCCAGAGGAGGUAGUUGAGGUUGGGACUAUCCCAUCAUUAAAGAAACAGUUCGACAGGUACAGCGAUAGGACAGGUUUGGACAGACAUGGACCAGGCGCAGGCAGGUGGGACUAGUGUAGCUGGGACAUUGUUGGCCAAGUAUGGGCAAGUUGGGCCGAAGGGCCUGUUUCCACGCUGUAUCACUCUGUGACUACGAUUCUACCGCCGCACCACCGUGCUGCCCCAUGAUUCAUAAUUGUCCAUGUGUAAUCUUCUCACCAAUAUAUAAACAGUAAACAAGUACUGUCAAUCCUUCACUGGCAUGCCUAGCAUUCCUUCCAAUUCACAACUCUCUAGUACACUCUACCGUUUCCAUCAGGCAGCUUUGUUGAGCUGUGUUGUGCUGGCUCUGUGCGUUUAAUGGCCUAUGGGGAAACAUCCCAUGCUACCGAACGGAGAAAUUAAGAGUAUAGAUUAAGCGCAAGGGUAUCUCCUAUUGUAUGAAUAGAUGAGCCGGGAGAGGGACUGCACACAUACUCAGUAAUAUUUGAAAUCUAUUGCCUGUGGCCUGAAGAAGUCUCGACCCGAAACAUCACCCAUUCCAUCUCUCCAGGGAUGCUGCCUGUCCCGCUGAGUUACUCCAGCGUUUUGUGCCUAUCUAUUGAGUGAUACAAUUUCCCCUGAGAUUAAACUUUCACCGUAAGAGAUGUAACAGUUUAGGGCAGUGAAGUGUUGAGUGUUUAGAGUUUAGAGAUAUAGCAUGGGAACAGGCCCUUCAGCCCACCGAAUCCAUGCCGACCAUCGAUCGCCCGUUCUCACUAGUUCUAUGUUAUCCCUCUUCUUCGUACACUCCCUACACACUAGGGGCAAUUAACCUACAAACCUGCAUGUCUUUGGGAAGUGGGAAGAAACCGGAGCACCCGAAGAAAACCCAUGUGAACUCCAUACAGACAAUACCCGGGGUCAGUAUCGAACCUGGGUCUCUGGCACUGUGAGAUAGCAGCUCAAACAGAUUGAGGCACCUUUGGGGAACAAGCAUGAGGCAAUUACACAACACAGAGAUGAUAUAUAUAGUUACAUUAGAUACUGCCUGACCCGUUGAGUUACUCCAGCAUUUUGUGUCUAUCUUUGGGAUAAACCUGCAUCUGCAGUUCCUUUUUAUUACAUUGAUGAUGAUAGAAUGUUUAUAGGAUAUAAGCUUCCAAUUACCAAAUAACUCUGAUCGUCUAAUUCUAUUCCAGUUAUUUGGAAUGAUUGGGUCUGUGGAUUAUGCAUCUUGAAUAAAUCAGAUUCUAUUUUAAAUGCAAAAAAUGGAUUCUCCAUAAUUUUAACUGGCUUUUUGUGAUCAUAUAUUGUGCAUAUUUUCCAUCAAGAUCAGUUGCAUUGCACAUCUCUGACAAAUAAUGGUUACAGGACGACAGUUGUUUAAAUAAUAUGACUGAAAAGAUUAGCUUCUUCAGACUGGAACUGACUAGUUAGAUUAAAUAUAGCUAGUUAAUCAAAUGUAAUGCCCCGACUGUGCAAUGUUAUUUGCAGAAAGGGAGCAAAUGUUCUUUGCACUAUGUUCAUCUUCAUUCCUGUACUCACUACAUUCCAAGAGCAAUCUAUCCAGCAUCUCCAAGUGCUUUAAAUGCUUUAAACAUACACAUACUGUUGUAUUGAUCUUCUCUUUCAGGUGUAUUGAUCAUAACAAGAAUUCAUUGGCGAUGGUCAGAGUUGAGUUUAAUUUAGUUUAGAGAUACAGCGCGGAAACAGGCCCUUCGGCCCAGCGGGCCCGCACCGGCCAGCGAUCCCCGAACAUUAACUCUAUCCUACACACACCAAGGACCAGAGAUGCUGCCUGACCCGCUGAGUUACUCCAGCAUCUCGGGUCUAUCUUCGGUGUAAACCAGCAUCUGCAGUCCCUUCCUACACAUUUCACUGUCAUCUUGAUUGAGAAGUUGUAUUGUGCCAGAAGGGAAACAAAAAGGAUAAUUGCACUUCCUACAGUUAUCGGGAGGAUAUACCUUUGACGAUCCAAUACUCUGGAGUCCAUAAUGAGUUCCUGUUCACAAUCCAUUGCUCUCUAUAAUGCACCAGAUUGUUCGGCAGUUCAUUGGGUUGAACGAUGUUAUGACGACCCUGCAUUUCUGUAGCACCUUUCGCAACCUUAGGACAUCCCAAAAUGCUUCACAGCCAAUGAGGUAUCUUGGGAUCCAAUUUGCAUCCAGUUUUCAGAUUAAGCAGCAAAUGCACCUAUUUCAAGCACUGUAUGAUCCCAUAGUAACCUGGGACCAAGUGACUUGUUCAGUCGGACACGAGGUGAUGACAAUGGCACCGCUAGUCAUGUUUUAUCCUGUGGCCUAAGAUGCCCAACAAAUUACUCCGCUAAUUCGAUCCAGUCGCACGUUGACAUUUGUUAUUAGUUUAGUUCAGUUUGGUUUAGAGGUACAGUGCAGAAACAGGCCCUUUGGCGAUUUUUACAUUUACCGCCAACUAACCUACAAACCUGUACAUUUUUGGAGUGUGGGAGGAAACCGAAGAUCUCGGAGAAAACUCACGCAGGUCACGGAGAAUACCCGCGCAUACGUACAAACUGCGUACAGACAGCACAUGUAGACGGGAUGGAACCCGGGUCUCCGGCGCUGCACCACCGUGCUUCAU